CUAGAGAAACUUCAACCUCUUCAGGGAGAUAUAAAACCCACAGCCUUUUUGCCUGCCUUUCGACCGCCAUUCUCUCUUCUCUUCCACCUCUUUUUCCUCCAUGCCAAACACCUCUGAUUCAGCUCUGCUGCGUCAAUGGAGAAUCACCCAAAACCACUACCUCAUCCUCCUCUGCUUCUCUUGCUUUUGCCCAUGUUUCUUUCUGUCAACACCGCUUCUGCAGCUGAGUUCCUCUUCAAUGGCUUUGAUGCUUCCAAUAUUUCAGUCUAUGGUGUUGCCCGAUUUGAAUCCAGAAUCCUAACUCUCACCGGGAACACAAACUUCUCAAUCGGCAGAGCUCUGUAUCACUCAAAGAUCCCCACCAAGGAUCCGAAAUCGUCGCUGGUUCUUCCAUUUUCAACCUCCUUCAUCUUCUCCAUGGCUCCAUAUAGAGACAUCCUUCCUGGCCAUGGGAUUGUGUUCUUGUUUGUGCCUUACACAGGCAUUCAAUCAGCCAACUGGGCUCUGAACCUGGGCUUUCUCAACCGCACCAAUGAUGGGAAUUCCAGCAACCACGUUUUUGGGGUAGAGUUCGAUGUCUUUAAGAAUCAAGAAUUCAAUGAUAUGAAUGACAAUCAUGUGGGGAUUGAUCUUAACUCCUUGACUUCAGCUGAAGCCCAUGAUGCUGGCUACUACAGUGAUGGUGGUGGUGGUGGUGACGAUGAUGAUGAAAAGUCCUUCAAAGAGUUGAAGCUCAACAACGGGAAGAACUACCAAGUCUGGAUUGAUUAUGCUGAUUUUCACAUCAAUGUCACCAUGACAGUGGCAGGUAAGCCAAGGCCUAGAAGGCCUUUACUCAGUGUUCCGCUUGAUUUAUCUCAAGUUUUUGAGGAUGAGAUGUAUGUUGGCUUCACUGCCGCAACUGGAAGUUUGGUUGAAAGUCACAAGAUAUUAGGUUGGAGCUUUAGUAAUUCCAAUUUUUCACUGAGUGAAGCUUUGAUUACUACUGGUUUGCCAUCGUUUGAGCUGACUAAAAGCUCGAUUUUUCGGUCGAAAGGGUUCAUUGCAGGCAUCACAGCAGGGCUUUUCCUUGUUCUUGUUGCUUGUUCUGUUGUUGCUUCGCUUUGGGUUAGGAGGAGAAGGAUGAGGAGGGCUAGGGAGAGAGAGGAAAUGGAAGAGUGGGAAUUAGAGUUCUGGCCACAUAGAAUCACUUAUCAAGAAAUUGAUGCUGCAACAACUGGGUUUUCUGAUGAGAAUGUGAUUGGAAUUGGGGGGAAUGGGAGGGUUUACAAAGGGGUAUUGGCUGGAGGAGCCGAGGUCGCGGUGAAGCGAAUUUCUCACGGAAACGGUGAGGGGAUGAGAGAGUUCGUGGCUGAAAUCUCCAGCAUUGGCAGGCUGAAGCACAGGAAUUUGGUGGGCUUGAGAGGCUGGUGCAAGAAAGACAAAGGCAGCUUCAUUUUGUUGUAUGACUACAUGGAAAAUGGGAGCUUGGACAAGAGGGUUUUUGACUGUGAUGAGAGCAUGAUGCUAAGCUAUGAAGAUAGAAUAAGAAUUUUGAAAGAUGUGGCUAUGGGGGUGUUGUAUUUACAUGAGGGAUGGGAAGUCAAGGUCUUGCACAGGGACAUUAAGGCCAGCAAUGUCCUACUUGACAAGGAAAUGAAUGGGAGGCUGGGGGACUUUGGGCUCGCCCGGCUGGACAGCCACGGGCAAGUUCCUAGCACCACCCGGGUGGUGGGAACUGUCGGGUACUUGGCGCCAGAGGUGGUGAGGACAGGCCGGGCAUCGACACAAACAGAUGUGUUUGGCUUUGGGAUACUGAUCAUAGAGGUGAUGUGUGGGAAGAGGCCAAUUGAGGAGGGGAAGACACCUUUGGUUGAUUGGGUAUGGGAGUUGAUGGAAAGAGGGGAACUAGUCCUUGCCCUUGAUGAAAGAUUGAGAGCCAGAGGAGGGUUCAAUGAGGAGGAACUCGAAAGAGUGCUACAUUUAGGCUUGUUGUGCGCGCAUCCAGAGUCGCGAAGCAGGCCAACGAUGAGACAGGUAGUGAAGGUCUUGGAAGGAAAGAACGAGGCUGAGGAGGGGGAAAGUGAGGACAUGGAAGCCUACUUGCUUGAGAAGGUGAAAUCUAAGAAAAUGUGGUCUAGAUACCAACAGGGUCUUGGCAAUGGUUCCGGCCACCCAACAUUUGAGCAGAUUAGGCAGUCACUCUCAUCUUCCGUGUUCCUCUCUUGGUCUGAUGCUAUCGUGGAAGGCAGGUGAUUGUUCGUAAACAAAGUGAAGGAUGCAUGAUUUGGUUGACUCUUACCACUUUUGGAUGCACGAAUUUACCGGGUUUUUUGCACGAAUGAUCGAUAUGGAAUCCGAUCAUUUUGGAUAGAUAAGUGGCAAACAACAUUGAUCCACGAAAAGUUUAUAGUUCUAUGUAUGUUUUUGGCUUUGUUACUUUGUUUCAUUCAUUAUAUGUUCAUUCUUGUUCAAGUGGAUGGAUUCAUAAAUGGAGGCUGAUGUAAAUACAUAUUACGCAGAAUGUUUGAACUGAGAAAAUGGGGUUCUGAUUGCAAUGAACACUGUAAUUACUCAAA
Messenger RNA from Diospyros lotus (date-plum), 2558 nucleotides. Its product is annotated as L-type lectin-domain containing receptor kinase VII.1-like. Lineage: Eukaryota; Viridiplantae; Streptophyta; Magnoliopsida; Ericales; Ebenaceae. The transcript has 2 exons. Gene Ontology annotation, cellular component: plasma membrane. Gene Ontology annotation, biological process: protein phosphorylation. Gene Ontology annotation, molecular function: protein kinase activity; ATP binding; carbohydrate binding. The record is from RefSeq and is a predicted model, not a curated record. The coding region runs from base 136 to 2235 and encodes 699 amino acids.